Molecule: messenger RNA, 1494 nt
Organism: Symbiodinium natans
Lineage: Eukaryota; Dinophyceae; Suessiales; Symbiodiniaceae
Source: the annotation of a GenBank genome assembly
AUGCCUCAGACAUCUUCAGACCUGCUGGCCGUUGCUAUUGCGCAGCUGCUGCUGGUGGACGCAGGGCCAUGGGUGAGAUGUAUGAAUUGGCCCUGGAUGGUUCACAGCGGAGGUUUCCAGGAGGCCAGAGACGGUGAUUCUUGCAGUUGCGAAGUUGUUGCGGAGGGAAGGUUGGCAUGGGGCAUUGACGAGGCCUGCUCAAACUGUGCCUCCGAGGCCUCCCAGCAUGCAGUUCUGCCUGCGGCAGGGUGGGUCGUUUUCCACGUCAGCGCCGCGGGAACAUCCGGGGAUGCCCACUGUGUUGUCCAGCGAUGUUCUGGCCAAUGCAUGCGCGCUUCCCAUGUGGGGAGCGUCCCGACAGGUGCAGAGAAUGACCACCAGCUGCGCAUUUUCGUGCCGAAAGAGCUGUGUCCUGAGGGAACUUCCAUGAUCUUUCCAGAAAUUGGUGCCUUGGGAGGUAAGGACGGGGUGCUUGCACCUGAGAUGGCUGAUCUAGAGUUCUUGCGCCUCUUUGGGCCUCUAAAGCUUCAAAGCCAAGCUCUUCACUCUGUCCGCACGGAAUGUGUGGAGAAUGCGCAUCGAGUGGUCGCCAAGGUUUGCCUGCAAGACGGAUGCGACGAGUGGAGCAAGUACUCGCUGCCCCGAUGCCAGGUGUCCUUGGGACUCCCCUAUGAUUUCCGAGACUCGUACUUUGUGCUGAGCCAUUCAUGUCAGCAGACUGGCCAGUACUAUUGCCCCCCUGGGCUUCCGCUGGCUCUCAAGUUCACGCUGAAGGCUGCCAGCCGAUCCUCCACCUUGUGGGCUUUCAUGCUGGAAGGCCUGUUGCCCGCAGUCGUGGCAGCCCGUCGAAGUCUGGCAGCAGCGUUCAGUGCGAUGGACGAGGGCAGCAGCAUCGCGCGAUGGGCACGCGAGUGGAUCGAACACGAAGAGAUGCGCAUGGGCUGUCCCCCUGAUCUGACGAUGUUCUCCAUCUCGAGGGCCCUGCACAAGCUGGAGAAGAUGUUUAUAGGUUUGCCCAUGGCGCUCUGUCCGACCUGCUGCCGCACGGCGGCUGGCCGGCUGCGCGUGGUGUUCAUGCGGGAUCCGCUGGCCAGGAUGUCAAGCUUCUUCUUCGGCUACUGGCUUCAGUACAAGGGCCACCUGCUUCCGAAAGACGAGUCGCCUGUGUUCGAGACCUGGAUUCGCCUGAUCCUCCACCCAAAUGCAUCUUCCUCUCCACUGUUCGAGGCAAGUGACCUGGACCAUGUUCGGCCAGCGUUCGUCAAGUCGCCUGCGAAAGACGAGCGUGAGGUGAUAUUUUGCAUUGAGGAUGUGGAGAAGUCCCUGCGACGUGUGGAAGAUGCGCUGUGCAGGAGUUUCCGGCAUUGCACUCCGCUGCCGAGCUUUCCUGCUGCGAAGAAGGCCAAGCGCAUGGCGCAGGUAGGAAGCGAGGUCGCCAGCCUGAUUCGCGAGCGCUAUCGCUUCGACUACGAAGCCAUAGAAACUUCAUGCUGA